This is a messenger RNA of Penaeus indicus, 1983 nucleotides long. RefSeq names its product adipokinetic hormone/corazonin-related peptide receptor variant I-like. Lineage: Eukaryota; Metazoa; Arthropoda; Malacostraca; Decapoda; Penaeidae. The transcript has 8 exons. Gene Ontology annotation, cellular component: membrane. Gene Ontology annotation, biological process: G protein-coupled receptor signaling pathway. The record is from RefSeq and is a predicted model, not a curated record. Gene Ontology annotation, molecular function: vasopressin receptor activity. The coding region runs from base 1 to 1983 and encodes 660 amino acids.
AUGGAGAAUCUCGAGGACUUCGACACGGAGAUGGAGGAGAUCGCGCUGGGAAACGGCGUCACGGCACGGAGGCAGCAUCCCCAGGCCUCCUCCUCCUCCUCCGGCAACUGGCUCGAGCACGCGUUCAAUGACAGCGACUGCCUCGUGAGCAGCGACGGUUCCGACUGCCAAAUGAACGCGACUCUUCUGGGAAACAGUUCCGCCACGGAUCUCCCGCCUAGUCUCGGCUUCGAUGAGAACGCCAUGACGGAUAUCAUCGUCUACUGUGUCCUCUUCAUUGUCGCGGCCAUCGGGAACUUCACCGUGUUCAUCACCCUCUUUCGCAACAGACACAGGAAAUCGCGGGUCAACCUCAUGAUCAUGCACUUAGCGGUCGCCGACCUGAUGGUGACGCUCAUAAACUUCCCUCUCGAAGUCGGCUGGCGGAUCACGACGCAGUGGGUGGCAGGGAACCUCGCCUGCAAGCUCUUCCAGUUCCUUAGAGCUUUCGGACUCUAUCUCUCGUCCCUCGUGCUGGUCUGCAUCAGCCUCGAUCGCUACUUCGCCAUUGUCCAUCCGCUCAAGGUGAACGAUGCUCAAAGACGAGGGAAGAUGAUGCUGUCCUUUGCUUGGUCCAUCGCCGCUGUCUGUUCCAUUCCUCAGAGCGUCAUCUUCCACGUCGACAGCCACCCAGUCUUCAAGAACUUCAAGCAGUGCGUCACUUUCGGCUUCUUCCAGACGCAGGUGGAAGAGCGGACGUAUAACCUGUUCUGUCUGGCUGCUAUGUACUUCAUGCCCCUGCUUAUCAUCAUCGUUGUUUAUCUCCGAAUCCUGUGGGAGAUUUCGCAGAAGUCCAAGGAUUCGAAAGACGACCCGAGCAGCGGAGGGCGUCGCGACGGGCGCCUCAGACUCCGACGCAGCGACAUGACCAACAUCGAAAGGGCGCGCGCGAGGACCCUACGGAUGACACUCAUUAUCGUCCUUGCCUUCGUCUGGUGUUGGACGCCCUACGUGGUCAUCGUCAUGUGGUACAUGUUCGACCGGCAAAGUGCCAUGCAGGUGGACAAGCCGUUGCAAGAUGCGCUCUUCAUCAUGGCUGUGAGCAACAGCUGCGUCAACCCUCUGGUCUACGGCACUUACACCAUCAACUUCCGUAACGAACUGAACAGAUGUUUCGGAAGGAAGAAAAAGCCUCCGGUUCUCGCGAGGAAAUCCACAGGAUCAACAGCUAUGAGGACUACGGUGACAGCUCAACUCAGCCACUCGAAUGCCCUCAGGAUGUCAACACACACCCAGGUGGUGAACCACGAAGGGCGCAGCGAGUCCUGGCGAAACCCCCUGGCCGGCCCGCGCGACGCCCCGGCGCGACACACGUCUCCCAAGCAGCAACUGCCGUCCCCCUCGACGCCGCAGUCGCCCCCGGCCGCCUGCUCGCCCCAGCUGCCGUCGUCCUCCGUCGCCUCCGGCUGCGUCAUGGUGGAGAUCGAGGUGGACGUGAACAAGCCUCGCGCCGCCGACGGGAAGAAGAGCCCCACCCAGGCCAACAACGGCUCGCUCGCUGAGGACAAGAGCGCCGAUCUUUUCCACGCCUUCAAGGGGCACUGCAAGAGCAACCAGAAGGAGAUGGUGAAGCUCACGGGCUUCACGCAGAGGAGGGGGACGCCGCCCCACGCCCUCACCAAGUACGACUCGGGCAGGAGCUCCGACGACCAGGUGUGCCUCGACAGGAAGCUCUCGUCGGACUCGGGGGUGUACGUGGACUCGCGUCACAAGAGGAACGCCCUGCACGACGGCGCCCCCGGCCAGGCGGCGGCGGACAAGGGCGAGGCCGGGGAGCUCCGUCGAGACCCCAGCAUCGAGCUUGCGUGCAUCGGGGGCUUCGGCAGCGACACGUUCACGUUCUGGAAAAGUAGCAUCAACUUCAAACUUACAGGAGAGGAAGAUACAUACGAGUAUACGCUCAGUAUAAAGGCUGAAGAGAGAACUAAACGUUUGGAUAUUUAG